This is a messenger RNA of Haemonchus placei, 480 nucleotides long. Lineage: Eukaryota; Metazoa; Nematoda; Chromadorea; Rhabditida; Trichostrongylidae. The record is from the annotation of a GenBank genome assembly.
UUUUUGCUCUUUCAGCCAGAUACGAAGGACGAUGAUGAGGAUAGUAAGUACCUCAUGGACUGUCUUGACCUCCUUGUCGCUGCUGGGUACUUCCGUGCACGCAUUAAAGGUCUUACGACAUUUGACAAGAUUGUCGGUGGAAUGGUGUGGUGUCUGUCUCAUUGCAAUCGAAGAAUAGAUUCUUCCCUCGUGUUUGAAGAAGACCUUGACAUAGGACACAAAAUCAUAUUGACAGAGAAGGUUGUACGAGUUCUAACGGAUCUGCAAUGCCCCCAUCGUAUCGAGCCACAUCAAAUCCAGGGACUCGAUCUGCAAAACAUUUAUCCUGUCAUACAGGUAAGCACCAUUCAGUUUAGUCUUGGGAAGUACUACGGUAACAUUUGGCCGGUUUUCAGUAUUUCUUCUCAUACCAGUGACCUAAAAAUCACUUCAUUACUCGAAGACGCCUACUGCACCUUAGCGGAAUUUACUGGAAGGUGA